Aedes albopictus (Asian tiger mosquito) is the source of this 1654-nucleotide messenger RNA. RefSeq lists its product as uncharacterized. Bases 351 to 1493 code for a protein of 380 amino acids. Lineage: Eukaryota; Metazoa; Arthropoda; Insecta; Diptera; Culicidae. The record is from RefSeq and is a predicted model, not a curated record. The transcript is spliced from 2 exons.
GCUUAUCUUAUCAACCGGCUCAAUUCAGUGCCUGUAUCCAACAAUGGAAAAAGGCAUCGAGUCAGUAUUAUAGCGGCCGUCAGUAAGAAUUUAUACGGGAAAUCGGUGUGAAACUUAAUAUAAAAUCAACUCAUUUCAUUUUUUUUAUUAAACGUGACUAAUGUGCAAAGUGUAAAUUGUACUAACAAAUUGAACGAACACGUAACGGAUUCCACCGUUUAUCUAUCAACAGCCGUUAUCAGCGACUGAAUUGCUCGGUUAUCAACUAUCUAAAGCGAUGUACUAAUGCCAAGCCAAAUACGCAACGCAUAUCGUCUACCGACUAAAAAUCAAUAUUUGUGCAAUUGAGAAUGAUUCGUUCGAUAUUCGGCUGUCUAGGACGGGUGCUACAGCUCAUCCGUAACCACAUCAAACCAUUGAUAUUGCUGACUUCCUUCGCCACAUUCGUCUGGUUGAUUGUAAGCACUACGAACCGGCCGGAGUUCACCCGCCACUCGCACAGCAGCAGCGAUGCCGGCGUAGACAGUUUCGCAGACAUCAAUCCUGAUCAACGAUGGAGCAAAAGUUCGGUGGACAUCUUUCUCCGUUUGUUGGAUAUCGAAGGGAACCUUACGUCCUUGGUGGUUCAAAGUCAGGACGAAAUGUGUCCGCUGAAGGACGAGACCGUCUUCAGUGCAUUCAUUGACGACUCACUGGAGGAGAAUCUUUGGCAGUAUUAUACGUUGAUAGCUCUUCGGCAAAACUUAGCCUUUUCCAGCGAGGGAGGAUUUGUCAUAGUUCCAUUUUUACCGCAGUCUACAAAACAACGACUGGAAAGGAUUUUUGAUGUCGUUCCCAUGGACAUCAUCAGCGACUUGCCUUUCGAUUGCUACGACAUCGGCAAUGCCGUAAUCAUCAACAGUUCUACAGAAAUCAUGCGUCCUAAAAGUCGCGAUCAAAUCCACAUUCUGGACAGUGGAACCCGAAGGUACCGAGAUUUAGUGGCCACCGAUUGGAACAGCGAAAGCUCGCAACUCUCGCUACAAGCAGCCAACGUCGCUCGUCAGCGGUUGUCCAGACUACGCGACCUAGGAGUAAAAAUCCGACCGGACAACCAGACCGGGGUUGAGUUCGUCGGAAUCUACAUCCAACUGGACGACUCGUUGCCGUUUGACUACUUCUAUCGGGCCAUCACUUUCCAACGGAAGCUUCACUUCGCCCGACUGAUUUUCGUUGUCAUUUGUGAAGAUCCGCAAAGUGCACUGUGCGAAAGGAUACACGCACCGAAGGAGGAGAUCUACGUCCAACCGAUGAAGGCGAACAAUCCAGGAUACGAUUUCGCGCUGAUGUCACUAUGCAAUCACACAAUCAUUUCGAACCACAUGGGAAUCUUCCACGCACUGAACAACGGGGGCGACGUUGUGGUGUAUGAGUUCGAACAAACGGAUGUGCGGAUUCGGUAUCUGCCGUGGUUGUUGGCCAACGAGUUGGACAGCUGGUACAUGCUGGCGUAAUCGUUCGUGACGUGAUCAAGUUAAACCCUUAUAACUUUUUCAUAGACAACGCCCAUUUUAACAUUCUAAUAAUAAUGAAAAAAUCAGUAAAAAAAAGUAGAUUAAAAUCACACCAUCGCCUUCCUAUAACAACUGUGAAAUACACUUAUUUGAAGUGACUA